AUGGAAUUCAAUUUGCUCCACUUAAUUAGGCUGCUUUCCCAAGAGCAGAUCAACGCGUACAUCGAAAGCUCGGAGAUUCCACAGAAUUUACCUUUGUAUUUGACACAGCAGCUAAAGGAUAAUUAUGCGGUGUACAGGAACAUUUUUGCGAAAUUGAACUGUGAAGAGACCGAUUUAUACCAGCGAAUUACGUUGAAUGCAGGAAAGAGCAACAGUUUUAAACUGAAAGUCCGGAACAAACUGUUAAAAAGAAUUCUCGGGUGUAGUUUUGAACUGAACGUGUGCCAAGCUGCAGUUUUGGAUUUGGUCAAUGUCAAGAGCAAUGUUUUGAUCAACUCGCCAACGGGAACCGGUAAAACAAUUAUGGCAUUGUUCUUUAUUUUACGAACACUUGGCUACGAGAUUACUAAUGAAAACGAGAACACGGCGAGCGAACAGCCAGCUACGCAAGAAACUGGUCUGAAAAGUACAUUCGUGCGUAUCUCUAAGACGAUACGCAUCGUGUACCUCUCACCUCUGAAAGUGCUGUGUUCGCAGAUCUUCUCAUUUCUUGCAGAAAAACUCUCAGGGUUCAUAAACAUAAGUAUUGUGACAUCUGAUGAUUCACUGACUCACAAAGAGUUGGUCGAAAGCAAUUUGAUAGUCACCACACCGGAGAAGUUCGAUAGCAUUCUUAGAAAACAUGUGUUGUCUGUUGAUCUGCUGAUAAUUGAUGAAAUACACGUUUUAAACUCCGACAGAGGUGCUGUUCUAGAAACGAUGAUCAGCCGAAUGGUGGGAAAGUGCAGGAUACUGGGAAUGUCAGCAACCAUACCGAAUUUAAAAGACAUUUCUGUAUUUUUAAAGGCCAAAGCAAUCCACUUUGAUGGCUCGUACCGUAGUAUUCCGCUUGAAAUAAAUUUGAUCAAAGUACAAAAUCAUGAAGAUGUACGAGUUGCACGUGCCAAACACGUCACGCAGGUGCUGAACAAAUUGUUAAAUGAGCAGGAGGGAAAUACAAUUGUGUUCAUCAGACGACGAGCAGAAGUUGAAGACUGUUAUAAAAUGUUUAGUGGCAACAGUGCUUUUAAAUGUUUAUAUCACCAUGCCGGGCUCUCUAGGUCCAAAAGACUGAGCGCAGAGAAUAGUUUUUUGGAAAGUGGUGGUAAAACUGUCCUUUUUAGCACAUCAACACUCGCAUGGGGCGUGAAUCUGCCCGCCGAUAAUGUGAUAAUAUUCGAUGAUUUCACCGAUUACGAUAUUGUGCAGAUGAUGGGGAGAGCAGGCCGCGAAAAGUACCAUAAACCGGAAAAUGUAGCCAGAGCAUUUCUUAUUACAGAUAAUGUGGACCGACUGGAUCUGAUUUGCAAUUUAAAACCAAUCAAAUCACAAAUUAAGGAUAUUGAGGAUAUUUACCUUACCAAUUUGUUCCUGCGAACCGAACAGGCAUUUGAGUGCACGCUGUAUUGUCUGGAGAGAGCUGGUAAUGUUGCAAGAAAUGCGCAGGAGCAAAUUACUGAAAAGAAUCAACAACGAAAUGCAGAGAUGGAGAUCUAUCUUGCGGAUAAGAAUGAUGCUGCACAUCGAUGCAGCGAUCGUAAAACAGAACCGUACGAGCAACACGACGGGACAGCGGACGCAGUGGCAGUUUACGAACGAGUGCACAUUCAUGGACAAACAAGCGGUAUUUUUAGUUGUGAUACGCCCACAGCUUCGAAGCAAAGUACAAAAAUUGAGAAAUCGAUGAAUAACAACAUAAAUCACUCGUAUAACAAAACAUAUCACAUGUUCUACGAUGUAAUACACAAUCUCAUGGAACAAAAGCUGAUAUUUCUUCAUAAUGGCACACCGGUACUGAGCAUAGUAGCACGAAUCGCCGUUAUCUUCACGAUCAACUACAAGACAGCACUACGUUACUUCGAACAGAUGCGCAAUUUCAGAACUGAGGAGGAAAUCUUUUUGAUUCUAAAUGAACUGCAAAUAAAGGGAUCGUAUACCUGCCAGGAUCUGUUUCCUACAGAUACAAUGAUAGGAAAAUACAUUCAAUACUGCAUCCUAAAACAUAAAAGAAUCAACGACACGAUUCGUGUAAUUUUGAGGCAUCUAAGGGCACUUUUGCAUCUAAGCAACGAGAAGGGCACAGUUCGUGGCUCAAAGCUGCUGUUACUGCUUAUUUUGAUGAUAGAAAAUAACGUGAACAGGAGAAAGGAAGAUAGCAGGAGUACGGAGAGCGAGCAUCAAGGAUUUGAAAGCGCAAAGAUUGACAAGUCUAUUUUUAGAAAUAGUGCUUUUUCCAAAGAGUACCAUUUGUUCGUAUCAGAUCCAUUGGACAGCAUCCUGAUAUGCUAUCGGAGGGUAAAGACCAAGGAUCUUGAUUUUCUUGCUUUGCACGGCGUAUUUUUGGUGUGCUUUAUCGGAAAUGAUGGAAGCAAGGAGAGCAAAAUUGUUAGAUUUGGACCAAACAGUAGUUUUUAUUGGAACAUUGGGUCAACAACUGACAAUAAAACGCAAAAAAAGGAUCGGUUAACGGAGAGCAAAGCAGAUAAACGAAAGAAAGCACCGUGCACGGAACAAGAAUGGACGAAUGAACAGGCAAGUUGGUGCAUAGGUGCAUAUAAACGAGAAUUGAUUAUUAUUGACAAUAACAUUGCCGAUUAUUGCUCGCCGUUGAUGUUAUACCAGCACUAUUUGGUAAAGCUUGGUGGAAAAGGCAUCGUGGUUUUUGCUGAUAACAACGCGUACUCAUUAUUUCGCAGAAAUGGCGUAGAUGUGCAGUCGUAUCGUUUCGUUGACUAUCUGCAGGGCAGCAAUACCGAUGAGUAUGAUUGGUGUUACAUUAUGGGAACCUGUUUGAGAAGAGAUGGCGAUAUUCAACCGGAACACUAUCGCUUAGAACACCUCUUUCUCAUUAAUUCAAAAGAAUUUUACAUACUUGGAAACGGCUUGAGUGCAAAAAAAUGCACCGCCACAGACCUAGAGUGCCUUAAGGAACGUUUCAACAUCGCAAACACAUUCAGUCUGUCAAUGAUUGAAGUACUAAAGGAGCAUUUUAUACGUUUGAGAAUCGAAACAGCUGAUGAUGGUGCAAGCAAUAGUAACACGUAGAUCUUCAACGAUCAUUUAGUAUUACGAGAAUUGAUCAAAAAAUGAUUAACUAUUUAUCUCAACCACGUAUUCGACAGCAAUAAGGUGUUUAAUAACGCUUAUGUAGUGUUUUAUCGCACGCUUAGAGCGAAAUCGCUAAAAAGUUUAAUUUAGAUUUAUUGUGCAACCAGGACGGCUCAUCCUAAAAGUGUGCGCAAUGAGUUUAAUCUAAAGUACGUACGAACUGUAAAAGUGUGUUUUCCUGAGUGUUAUUGUAUAUGGAGGUAAAUAAAUGACGUUCAGUGAC
This is a messenger RNA of Vavraia culicis subsp. floridensis, 3370 nucleotides long. RefSeq lists its product as uncharacterized. The transcript has a single exon. The coding region runs from base 1 to 3084 and encodes 1027 amino acids. NCBI's taxonomy places the organism in Eukaryota, Fungi, Microsporidia, Pleistophoridae. The record is from RefSeq and is a predicted model, not a curated record. Gene Ontology annotation, molecular function: ATP binding; nucleic acid binding.